AUGGCCACGCCCCUCGAGCCACCAGCGCUCAGCGCCAAGUUGGGUCAGGUCGUGUCAGGUCAGUGUCAGCCGGUGAUCAAGGAACACGUGGUGGCGCGGCGCAACGACCCCGCCACCCUCAACUGCGCCGCCUCCGGGGCCACCCGCAUCCGCUGGUACCGCGACGGUGAAGAAGUGACCACGUCGACGCAGGACCCACGCUCCCACCGGGUCGUUCUGCCGUCGGGCUCGCUCUUCUUCCUGCGCGUGGCCACCUCCAAGAGGGACAGCGACGCCGGCACCUACUGGUGCGUGGCCUCCAACAGCCACGGCGCCACGCGCUCCCACAACGCCACCCUCACCGUGGCCACGCUCGCCUACGACUUCCAGAGCCAGGCCGACCCCGUUCGGAUCUCCGUGUCUCAGGCGGGCGAUCUCGUCAUCAGUCAGGCCGUCGAGGAGGACUCGGCCUCCUACGUGUGUCGCGCCCGCAACGCCGCGGGCGCCCGGGAGUCCACGCCCACCAAGCUCACCAUCAUGACCUUCGUCCUCAGCCCUAACGGAGCUCUCUCCCCGCAGCGCCCGCCCUGGUUCGAGGAGCGUCCGGCGAACGUGACCGUCGCGUCGGGCGUGGUGGUGGAGCUGGCGUGCCGCGCCCGAGGCUCGCCCACGCCCACGGUCACCUGGCGGCGUCUCGACGGCAAGAUGCCGCUCGGCCGCGCUAUGAUCGAGGACCAACGGCUGGUGCUGGACCACGUGGCGGCUGCUGACUCCGGCGUGUACGUGUGCGAGGUGGAGAGCGAGGCGGGGAUCGCCGCGGCCCGGGCCACUCUCACCGUGAUCGACGCCCCCGAGUUCGCUCAGCGGCCGCAGGACGUCCAGGUGGUGGCUGGCCAGAGCGCCAGGCUCUCGUGCAAGGUCGAGGGCGACCCCAAGCCCCUCCUGCUGUGGCGCCUUCCCACCCAGGACAGGACAGCUCUGCUCGCCGCCGGCCAGAGCAGCGGCCACGCCUCCGUCGCCGACCAGGGCCAGACUCUCCUGCUCGGCGACGUCAGCACGCACGACAGCGGAGCCUACUACUGCUGGGGCGUCAGCAGCGGCGGCGGCGUCAGCGCCCGCUCGGAGGUGGUGGUCGUGGCGGCGUAUCCCCCUCCUGUAAUCGGAGUAGGACCCCAGGAUCUUACAGUAUCCCCAGGUAGUGUGGCCACUUUCCCCUGUGAAGCUGUAGUGAGGCUGCCCUCCGCUAUUUCCUGGACGUCCGGGCCGACGACGCCGGCAUCUACAGCUGCACAUCAACGCGGACACCGGCAGCGUGGAGCAGGCGGCGGUCCUGCGGGUGGAGGACGGCGCCCAGGACGCGGGCCGUUCCUGCUGCCGGCGCCGCCGUCCAAGCCGCGCCUCAUGGCUGUCAACCAGACCGCUGUGCACCUGAGCUGGCUGCCCAACUCCCAGAUGGGCGGAGGGUCCGACCAGACGUACACGGUGGAGUUCUGGCGCCAGGGUUGGGAGGAGUGGCGGGUGGCGGACGCCCUCAUCUCGCAGGAGUCGUGUGUGGUGGGCGGGCUGACGCCUGGCCACACCUACACCUUCCUGGUCCGUGCAGUCAACUCACGAGGGGCGUCGUUCCCGAGUCCCUGGUCUGACCCGGUCACGACCCGCUCUCCCCGCGACCCGAGUCUCACGGAGGACGAGGUCCGUCACGUUCGCCGCCGCCUCUCGCGCCCCGCCGUCACACUCACCGACGCCACAGUAACAUCAGCCAGUGAUAUUGUCCUCAACUGGAAGUUCCUAACAUCGACAGAAGAGUCAGUGGAGGGUGUCUUGGUGUAUGCUGAUAUAAUCAUUGCGCAAUUAAAAGUCCUCGAAACUCAACGAGCCGCAUCUCGUGAGAAAGAUCUGUCUCAUCCUCCAAGGAAGACAAAAGGCACCUGGCCAUUGCAUUUCCUCCUUAUCUAA
This is a messenger RNA of Penaeus vannamei (Pacific white shrimp), 1935 nucleotides long. The record is from RefSeq and is a predicted model, not a curated record. Lineage: Eukaryota; Metazoa; Arthropoda; Malacostraca; Decapoda; Penaeidae.